AGUCCUCUCACCAAUACCACCAAUCCACCACCAACUAUUUUGAAUUUAAUAUAUCGCUGCGUCUCUCGCUUGGUAAGUCGCCAUAACAAAUGACAGGCUUCAAUACAGAUCAUAAACAAGUACUGAUUUAUUUACAAAUAAUCAAAAUAAUAAAUAUUGCCUCUGGGAAUCACUGACGGUGGCUAGACGAAUAAUGGAAGGCGAGCCCAAUUAUGCUACACUUGAAAACGUCCAGACUGCUGUAGGGGAAGAAAAUUCGUAUGUACCAAAUCCUCGUGCUCAAGUCCGGCCAACAAGUGAAAUCAUGAGUAUUAUGUCACCGAAAUACCUUUGCCAUAGAUGCACAGAGCAAUCAUUAGUUUCACUAUUGAGAGAUCCGAUGAUACCUCGAGAAGACAAGGCUCUAUCCGUUUAUCUCUUUAUGUUCCCAUAUGUGGAAGCAGCAAUUGCUACAAGGGCCACAAUCGUAUUACGAUCCUAUGUCCUACCAGAGGCAGGAGCAGGAAAGGAUUUGGAAUCCCAAAAGUUCUUCAUGGCAGCUGUCGGAUUAUUUACACUAGGAUUUGCCCAUUCGAAUGUGAAGCGAAUCUAUGAUCAAGUGUCAAGACGCUUGAAAGCUGCGUGUGUGUCCGGUGGAUUUCUUACUCUUAACAGUCGUGAUGUUCAAGCGGCUGCUGGUCAGGUUCACUGGACGCAGGGAGAAGCAGCACCAGUAAUUAAUGACAUUCUGGGGAACAUUAUUUGUUACAAUAAACAGUUCCAGUAUCAACCAGAAAUCCCAAUCUUGGAUCUAGCUCCACUGGAUGAGAUUGCUGCUCGUCAUGAUAUGCACCGGUUUUCGAAGUAUCUUCUGGAGCAGAUGAGAGUGGUAUACCAGAAUUACCACUCAUCAUCAAUUAAGUUUGUUCCUGCAAUAAUUGAUCAUUUUGCAAACUCCCUAGGCCAAGAUCAUGCAGCAUUUCAGAAGGAGGUGAAAAGCUUUAGACUCAUUCAACCAACUGUUGUUGGAUCACCCUAUAUUGGGCUUAGAGCACAAUUGCCUGAAGCUUAUCGUAUCAGGAACUUCCCACGCCUCGUUUAUGCGGGGUUACUGUAUCACAAGAGAACAUUAACAGAUCCAAGAGAUAUUGAUUUCUUCAAAAACUACAAAGUGGAUAAGAUCAAGCACCAUAUCCCCCUUAGUGACCAGAUAUUUAUUGAGGAAUUGGUUAACAUAUUCCCACUGCCAGAAGUAUCCAGUCUUGUUAUCUCGCUUAAACUGGCAACUCUAGAACGUGGACGACAGAUAGCUGCCAGCAAAGAUCCGAGGCUGAUUCGAGAAGCAUUAGAUGAGCUACGAAGAGAUCCAAAUAGAGGGCCAUGGGCAGACGAAAAGAUUCAUCAAGAAGACUCUGCUGCUAUUGCUAUAAUGGUAGAACAAGCAAAAACCAUUGUUCGCGAGAGAAUCGAUGCGACAUUUGAAGUCAAACGGAUGGCUGUUGGAGCCAUCAAUGAUGCUACUGCACGUCAACAAGCCCAGAUAGAACUUUCCAGGUGGAAGGACAACAUGGAACGCGAAGCGUUACAAAAACUGGACCAUAUUAAUAAAAAAUUUAAAAGAGAGUAAAUGUUGCAGACAUCAGACAAAUUUAAAAUUAUUAAUAAAUCGAGUAAAUAAUUUAAAAAUUAUAUUUAUAAAAAAUGCACUUAUUAAUUUUUUAAUUUUUCAAAUGCGCAUUUUUUUAAAUUUAAUGUUAUUAAUU
This is a messenger RNA of Microplitis mediator, 1742 nucleotides long. RefSeq lists its product as uncharacterized. The coding region runs from base 194 to 1606 and encodes 470 amino acids. The transcript is spliced from 2 exons. The record is from RefSeq and is a predicted model, not a curated record. NCBI's taxonomy places the organism in Eukaryota, Metazoa, Arthropoda, Insecta, Hymenoptera, Braconidae.